CAAUGUCAUUACGAUUUCAUUCGAUGACGCAUAAGUGAAUAAGUGAAACAAUAUUUUUAUGUGAUUGCAACGCAUAGUUCGUUUAUUUAACUUAAUUAGAAUUAUUUUUCAAGUAAUUAUAUUCACAUCUGAGGGAAAAAAUGAGUUUCCUGGGUAAAAUAUUUGGCGGUAAAAAAGAAGAGAAGGGUCCAACUACGCACGAAGCUAUACAAAAGUUACGUGAAACUGAAGAAUUGUUAGUGAAAAAACAAGAGUUUCUAGAGCGGAAGAUCGAAACUGAGAUCCAAACAGCUAGAAAACAUGCCGCAAAGAACAAAAGAGCUGCAAUGGCUGCACUCAAGCGUAAGAAGAGGUACCAGACACAGCUCACUCAGAUUGAUGGUACAUUAACACAAAUAGAAGCACAGAGAGAGGCAUUGGAGGGUGCCAACACUAAUGCACAGGUCCUCACAACUAUGAGAGAUGCUGCCUUAGCCAUGCAAUUAGCUCACAAGGAUAUUGAUGUUGAGAAGGUUCACGAAAUAAUGGACGAUAUAGCAGAGCAACAUGAAAUUUCCCGAGAGAUUACUGAUGCCAUCAGCAAUAAUGUUGCCUUCUCCAAUGAUGUUGAUGAAGAUGAACUGGAGAGGGAAUUGGAGGAGCUUGAACAGGAGGACUUGGACAAGGAAAUGAUCGGUAUCAAUGUUCCCACGGAUAAGUUGCCUGAUGUUCCAGCUGCCGAACUUGUUCAUGACAAACCCAAACCUAGCAAGUCUAAGAAAGAAGAGGAUGAUGAGGAAUUCAAAAUGCUUCAAUCCUGGGCCACAUAAGUUCGGUGUUAGCUUCAACCAUCGAUUCGCUCCUGCGUAUAAGUUGUACGUUGUGAUAUUUUUAACACUAAAGCGCAUAGUUGUAUUUAUUUCACUUCAACAUGUCUAAUUUCUCAAUAUGAGCGAGCGGGAGAGCAACAGUUUCCGAAUAAUUAAGCGCUAAUUUCAGAUUGUGUUUGAAGAGUCGUCAGGUUUUUAUAGUGAUAGUAUUUUGACGUCAUCUCGAAUUGAAUUUUGGCCUUUACGUAGACAACCUAAAGUUCUUUUUAUCUAUAACAGCUGUUCUCAAUAGCCUUUCUUCUUAAAAGAUAAGCCUACUAAAAGUUGUUAAGAUGAAUUUUGCAAUAAUAAAUUGUGUUAUGCAAUAAUAGUAGUAGAAAUAAAAAUGCUUUUUCAGUAUAGCAUUGUGAUUUGUAUCAAAUAUAAUAAUUAAAAUUUGAUAA
Diatraea saccharalis (sugarcane borer) is the source of this 1252-nucleotide messenger RNA. Lineage: Eukaryota; Metazoa; Arthropoda; Insecta; Lepidoptera; Crambidae. The record is from the annotation of a GenBank genome assembly.